Chionomys nivalis (European snow vole) is the source of this 1050-nucleotide messenger RNA. Its product is annotated as magnesium transporter MRS2 homolog, mitochondrial-like. The record is from RefSeq and is a predicted model, not a curated record. Gene Ontology annotation, biological process: mitochondrial magnesium ion transmembrane transport. The transcript has a single exon. Gene Ontology annotation, molecular function: magnesium ion transmembrane transporter activity. Gene Ontology annotation, cellular component: mitochondrial inner membrane. Bases 43 to 1050 code for a protein of 335 amino acids. NCBI's taxonomy places the organism in Eukaryota, Metazoa, Chordata, Mammalia, Rodentia, Cricetidae.
CAGGCCGGCGUCUGGUUGCCGUCUCCCGGUUGCCUGUGCACCAUGGAGUGCCUGCGCUGCCUCCCCCGGCUGCUGCCCCGCGCCGUGCAGUCCCGGCGGGCCCUGUGUGUCUCGCGCCUGAGCCCUGCUGCCUUCUGCGGUCGCGUGACCCUGCUGCUCUCAGGGAACCAGAAGGCGCCGAGCUUGCCCGGCGCUGCAGGUGAUGUGCACCGGUCUAGAACCUCCGAUGCCUCUCAAGCUACCUUAGCCAGCGUGGCCCAAGUGUUUGCUGUGACAAAGUUUGACAAAGAAGGAAAUGUUACUUCUUUUGAGAGGAAGAAAACUGAAUUAUACCAUGAGUUAGCACUCCAGGCCAGAGACUUGAGGUUUCAGCACGUGAUGAGCAUCACUACCAGGAACAACAGGAUCAUCAUGAGGAUGGAGUAUUUGAAGGCUGUGAUAACUCCAGAGUAUCUUCUGAUACUAGAUUAUCGGAAUCUAAACCUGGAGCAGUGGCUGUUCCGGGAACUGCCAUCACAGCUGGCUGGAGAAGGUCAGCUCGUCACAUACCCACUGCCGUUUGAGUUCAGAGCUAUUGAAGCACUCCUGCAGUAUUGGAUCAACACCCUUCAGGGAAAACUUAGCAUCCUGCAGCCGCUGAUCCUCGAGACCCUGGAUGCAUUAGUGGACCCCAAGCAUUCUUCUGUCGACAGAAGCAAGCUGCAUGUCCUGCUGCAAAAUGGCAAAAGCCUCUCUGAGUUGGAAACAGACAUUAAAAUUUUCAAAGAGUCGAUUUUAGAGCUUUUGGAUGAGGAGGAGAUGCUGGAAGAACUCUGUCUAACCAAGUGGAGUGACCCACAGGUCUUUGAGAAGAGCAGUUCUGGGAUUGACCAUGCAGAGGAGAUGGAGCUGCUGCUAGAAAACUACUACCGGUUAGCUGAGGACCUUUCCAAUGAGGCUCUGGAGCUUCGGGUCCUGAUUGACGACUCACAGAGCAUCAUUUUCAUCAAUCUAGACAGGUUAAAAUCCCAACAUCUGUCUCUGGGUUUUUACUAUUCGUACUACAAAUAG